This is a messenger RNA of Amyelois transitella, 5265 nucleotides long. Its product is annotated as putative ATP-dependent RNA helicase DHX57. The transcript has 18 exons. Gene Ontology annotation, cellular component: intracellular anatomical structure. Gene Ontology annotation, molecular function: metal ion binding; protein binding; ATP binding. The coding region runs from base 116 to 3913 and encodes 1265 amino acids. The record is from RefSeq and is a predicted model, not a curated record. NCBI's taxonomy places the organism in Eukaryota, Metazoa, Arthropoda, Insecta, Lepidoptera, Pyralidae.
UUUACUGGGUAACCUAAAAUUUGGGCUAUAGGUAGUAACAUACGUUUGCUAGAAAGGUUAAACGAAAAUUUAUUAAAAAUAAUUCUAAAUUUUGUCACUUAUAUUUGUGCUAACCAUGGAUUACCAAAGCAGACAACUAGCCGAAGAUUUAUUCUUUCGACCAGUGGAUGCUCGAAUACGAAAGCCCAAAGAUAAUCGUAAGGAGGAGGAAGACCCGCACCCGCACCUAAAGGUGGAAAUGCAGACCAUCCGACUGAGUUCGGAUUCACAGAAAUUAGUUCUGGACACUUUGAGGUUCAUCCAUGGUCCCGAUUUUAAACUGGGAAGCGCUAGUGUUUAUAAAGAUAAAGGAUCAAACCUCAGAAACAAAUAUUGGAUGGAACGUGGUAACCUGGUGGUACAGGGUGGAACAGAUUACUCUCUGCAAGUGAAGCCUGACAUAGCGUCAUCGGAAGCAAGGCUUAGGGCUUUUGCGUUGGCCAAAUUGGAAAAAUACAAUUUCCACAAACCGCAUUGUGCUGAAGCACUAGAAAUGGCAGCUGAGAAUGUCGACAAGGCAUUGGAGAUAUUAUUUUACAAAUAUUUCAAAGUCGACCCACAAGAGAAACCGGAGCACAUACCCACCUCAGCGGAACUCCUCGAAAUGAGAAUGGAUGAAAAGGCCGUUCUUGAAUCUAUUUACGAUUCAAAUUUCAGAAUCAAAGAAAACUAUAUAUGGAGCAUCAAAUUGAAUCUAGAUUAUUUGUCGAAAAUGUAUGAAAAUAAAGAGGUUGAUGUGAAAAAGAAAAACUCAAGAUAUCACAGUGAUUUUAAACCUAAAAGGAAGGAAGUGUGCAAACUGUACCUCAAAGGUCCGUGCAGAUUCGGUGCUAAAUGUAAAUUCUUGCACGAGAACAAAGUUGAGGAGGCAUCUAAAGACAGCGAUGCAAAAGAAUGUGAGAAAAUAUCCUACGAAUUGGAAAUACGGUUUCCAGAUGAAACUGUAUAUCCGUAUCAACCGCCUCUGUUGUUUUUCAAAACUGAAAAUACAACAAAAACCAUACCAGAACUAACGUGUUUACGUAUUACGGGUAGAUUAUUAGACGAAGCUAAAGUUUUAGCACAAGACGGUGUACCCAGUAUAUACUCAUUGGUCGAGUUGCUUAAUAAUGAAGAAGAUAUAUUGAAUUUUAUACAAUUUGAUACUAGAACUUUCCCAGAACCCUCAGAUGCCUUAUUGCCUCAAUUAUUAGCGAAUUCUAGUGAUUUAAGUAAAGAAAAGUUACCGUCACAUUACCAAAAAUCGGAUGGUAAAAAUAAUAGAUCCAAUAUAAAUUUUGAGGACACUUUGAGGGAGAAUAAAGAGAUUGCAAAGCAAUGGUUGGAGAAAAAAGAAAACAAUAGGUACAAUAAAAUGAUGUCUGGAAGGCGGAAACUUCCGGCUUGGAAAAAGAAAGGUGAUAUUUUGGACGCCAUCAAGAAGUCACAGGUAGUGGUAAUCAGCGGCGAAACUGGUUGCGGUAAAAGCACACAAGUGCCUCAAUAUAUCCUUGAUAAUUGGUUAGCCAACUUCAACAAAGAUGGCGCUGAACACGCGGAGAUCAUUUGUACGCAACCGAGGCGGAUAUCCGCUAUAGGAGUCGCCGAGAGAGUGGCCGAAGAGAGAGUGGAGAAGAUAGGACAGGUUGUUGGUUAUCAGAUAAGACUAGAAAGUAAGAUAUCAUCGAAAACACGUUUAACAUUCUGCACAACUGGCAUACUUCUGCGGAGGUUAGAAUAUGACCCUCAGCUGAAGUCAGUCACUCACAUACUAGUUGAUGAGGUCCACGAGAGGUCAGAGGAGAGUGACUUCCUCCUGCUCAUACUGAGGGACCUGGUCAGGGUCAGGAGGGAUUUGCGAGUGGUGUUGAUGAGCGCCACAUUGAAUUCUGAAUUGUUCGCUCAGUAUUUCGAUGACGUACCAAUUUUGGAAAUACCAGGCAGAACAUUCCCAGUGGAACAACUGUUUCUAGAAGACAUAAUGGAAAUAACUAAUUACGUUAUGGAAGAGAACGGUCCUUACUCAAGAAGAUUAAAGAAAGGUGAAAAGAAGCAAGACUUGGAAACGGAAUUGGAAACCAGCGAUGUACGUACCGAAGCCCUGGAGCCACCGAAGACGUCGAUACGCGAUGAGAACCUGUCCGUAGCGCAGAUGAUGGCUCGAUAUAGCAACUGUGGCAAAACCACGUGCAAAAACAUGUACAUGAUGGACACUGAGAAGAUAAACCUCGAUUUAGUUGAGCACGUGUUACAAUAUAUAGUCAACGGUGACCACAAAUGGCCGCAAGAGGGCGCCAUUUUGGUGUUCCUACCGGGAAUAGCUGAAAUCAUGUCGCUACACGACCAGUUGGCCGAGAGUCACACGUUCAGUCCCAAAACCGGCAAAUAUCUACUUUUACCACUACAUUCAACCUUAACAAGCGAGGAACAAGCUCUAGUUUUCAAGAAACCCAAGCCCGGAGUGAGAAAAAUCGUCAUAUCUACUAACAUAGCAGAAACGUCGGUCACUAUAGACGACUGUGUGUUUGUCAUAGACUGCGGCAGGAUGAAGGAGAAAAGAUUCGACUCGAACCGCAACAUGGAAUCGUUGGACCUGGUGUGGGUGUCGCGCGCCAACGCAAAACAACGUAAAGGCCGAGCAGGGAGAGUGAUGCCGGGCGUGUGUGUUCAUCUGUACACGUCACACCGUUACAACUAUCACAUAUUGGAGCAGCCCGUUCCUGAGAUACACAGGAUACCCCUCGAGCAGCUGUUGUUGAAGAUAAAAAUAUUACCGCUGUUUCAGAAUAUGAGUGUGCAUGAAGUUUUGGCAAAAACAAUAGAACCUCCAUUAAAAGCGAACAUAGACGGUGCACUAUCUCGUUUGCAAGACGUGGGCGCCGUAGACAAGUCUUACUCGCUCACUCCGCUGGGCACUCACCUCGCCGCUUUGCCGGUAGACGUGAGAAUCGGCAAGCUCAUGUUGAUGGGCGCCAUAUUUUGUUGUGUCGACUCCGCAUUGACAAUGGCGGCGUGUUUGAGUUACAAGAGUCCUGUUGUGUCGCCGAGAGAUAAGAAGUCCGAAGCCGACGCAAAAAGGAGAGAGUACGCAUGCGCAAAUAGUGACCACCUGACCACGUUAAAAGCUUAUAGGAAAUGGCAACAGGCCAUGAAGAUUAGCACUCAUGCCGGUUUUACCUUCGCCAAUGAGAACUUCCUGUCCCACAAGACAUUGCUGAUGCUGUCUGACAUCAAGUAUCAGCUGUUGGGGCUGAUCGCGGACAUCGGGUUCGUUCCCGCCCUGGGGAGGAGGGUGGGGAGGUCGGGGAGGGAUUGCGUGGCCUCCCUGACUCCGGAACAGUUGAAUGUGAACGGCAACAAUGACAGACUGCUGGCUGCUUUGCUUUGUGCGGCGUUGUAUCCCAACGUUGUAAAGGUGCUGACACCGGAGAAAUCGUUUCACAUGCAAGCCGGCGGCGCGAUCCCUCGUCAGCCGAACGCGGACGAGCUCAAGUUCAAGACGAAGACCGACGGCUACGUGGCGCUGCACCCGGCCUCCGUCAACUCCGGCGCAGGACACUUCGCCAGCCCCUACCUCGUGUUCCAGGAGAAGGUGAAGACGACCAGGGUGUUCGUCAGGGAGAGCUCCAUGGUGCCGCAGAUACCUCUGGUGCUGUUCUCUGGAUGCAAUUUAUCAGUGGAACUUCAUAAUGGAACCUUCAUAGUAUCAUUGGAAGAUGGAUGGAUCAUGUUCCAAGUCGAAAAACACGAGGUCGCAGAAAUGCUGAAAGCAAUCAGAAUUGAACUCAUAAACCUUCUAGAAGAGAAAAUCAACGAUCCUUCGCUUAAUUUGCUGCAUUACGAAAAAGGAAAUAGGAUUAUAAAUACUAUAGUGCAAAUUGUUAGUAAAGAUUAAAAAUAUAGAUAAUUUUGUUUUACACCAUUUUUUUUUCAAUUUAAUACACAAAAAUUUAGCUUUUAGUAGGUACCCCAUAUUUAACGUAUUGAUGAAGUCAAAAGUUUGGAAAUCAACAUUUCAAGAUUGAUCUCUUUUUUACUACGCUUUUAUUAGCUUGGGUUGUAUGUAUGUAUGUAUGUAUUUUAUAUUUUUAGAUUAGCAACAUGUCACUAUUUGAAUCUCAAUACCAUCAUGAAGCCAUACAGGUGAACGUGGCCUUUCAGUCUUUUUAAGACUGUUGGCUCUGUCUACCCCGCAAGGUAAAGACGUGACUAUAUGUAUGUAUGUAGAUUAUGAAAAUUUAAUUUCAGAGUUUUAAUUUUUAUUGUGUGAUGUGUAAUUUUAUUGAAGGGAAUAACUAUUAAUUUUGAUAGUAUUGAAGUAUUUUCGUGGCAAGUCAAAGGAUGUUUCUGCCUACCCCUCCGGGGAAGAGCCCUGAUUUAUACAGGGUGACAUUUAAAACAACUGCAUCCUUUUAAACAUAGACUAUACCCAUGCUUCUGAGCCGUUUGAGCUUUUUAUUUAAAUUAAACGACAUUUUCACAUUUAAAAAACCCUCAAAAACUACGUCACACGCUUUAUUAAAGACCAAUACUACAAAAAGAAAUUAAAACUAAACAUGUAAAUAAAUGUCUGAAAAAAAAAAAUAUUUUUCUAGUAUCAAGAUCAAGGAAAGUACAGAGUUGUCGAGAUCGCUCAGCUGUGAAAUGAACUGUGUCGUUGACCUCUGAAUCUUACGCGUCGCUUUUCCGCCGGCCGGGGUAAUAUGACGUAUUUAGGAUCGUGGAUUUUGAUACUUUUAUUUUUUUCGUACUUUCUGAAAUAUGAACCGAUAUUUUUCUUUUAACGUUUUUAAAUAUCCUUUACAUGAGUACACUUUACAGUUAAAUUUAUGCAGUUGAAUUAAAAGUCACCCUGUAUAUGUAUGUUAGUAUUAGCAAUGAUAUUUGUUCCGUACCAUUAUUGAGUUUUAUGUAUGUUCUUGCAAUUUAAUACUCUAUGGCCCAGUGGUUGAGAGCACUAUUUGUACUGUGUUCAAUUCCCAACGCGGGUAAAUAUUUUUACCGUUGGUAGGUAUAAUUAUUUUUUGUUACAGCCAAUUUUAUAAUCAUAAAAAAUUAAUACUUACAAAUUAAUUUAGCAUACAAAUUUUGUGUAUAAACAUGUGAUUUACAAAUGUAUUAUGUUUAACUUUAUUAAUGAAUUUGUACAGUAAUGAAAUGUUUGUAAAUAUAGAUUUUUAUUUUGUUAAAUUGUAACAGCUUUUGCUGCAAUUGUGUAUUUUUUAAAUAAAGCACCUAAUUCGUACU